This is a messenger RNA of Conger conger (European conger), 5310 nucleotides long. RefSeq names its product myomesin 2b (gene myom2b). The coding region runs from base 172 to 4698 and encodes 1508 amino acids. Lineage: Eukaryota; Metazoa; Chordata; Actinopteri; Anguilliformes; Congridae. Gene Ontology annotation, molecular function: protein binding. The transcript is spliced from 36 exons. The record is from RefSeq and is a predicted model, not a curated record.
CUAUAUAUAGUUCUAUGCACAUCCUUAAAUGGUGUGUGAGUGGAGAAGCAUUCCUUGGGGGCAAUAUUUUUGUUUUCAUCAGUAAGUGAUUCCCAAGUGGGUUCGGGCCGAUCUUCCUCCGCUCUGCGCUCUUUUAAUCUCACGGGGUCUUUUUGAAUUUUGUUGGCGGCCAUGGCGGCUAAGGUCGUGCCAUAUUACCCGUACCCGUGCAAGUACAGGCAUUACAGCUAUGACUACCGCAGCAGUGAAGCUAAAUAUGUUGUCAAGGAAUACUCCUCAAGAUCUAAAACCUCUGCAUCUAUGGUGGCUACUUCAUCUACUGCAUCUAGUGCAGCAAGGUCAAUGACUGCAGCUACGUCGUAUAGUGCGACGUCUGCAGCUACUGCAGCAAGGUCAACAACUGCAGCUUCGUCGUACAGUGCAACGACUGCAGCAACUGCAGCAAGCGCAAGUACUGCAACAAGCGCAAGUAUUGCAGCAAGCGCAAGUACUGCAGCUAGUUCAUAUAGUGCAACGACUGCAGCGUCUGCUUCCAGGGAAGAGAGCCGCGAAUACAGUUACCAAGUACAGAAGAGAAUUAAUGAAGUGGUGAAGAGGAAGUCAUCAGAAAAGUACAUUCGUGAGGAGUCCAGGAUCAGUGGUCCCGAGUUCCUGGUGAGGCUGAGGUCUCAUACAGUCUUUGAGAAUGCAGCUGUGAAGCUUUUCUGCACGGUGGAGGGAUACCCCACCCCCACCGUUAAAUGGUUUAAGGACAAUGUCCUCAUUGGCACAGCCAGCACAGCGGCAAAAUACUUCAUUCAGAGCAAUUAUGGAGUUCACAGCCUGGAGAUCACCAGGGCUUGCACUGAUGACACAGCCCUGUACACUGCUGUGGCCACUAACGUGUAUGGGCAGGCCUCCUCUCAAGCGUCCAUCAUUGUGAAGAGGUUCCGAAUGGAAGACGAGUCCUGUCCCUACGCUUGGCUUCCUUACGAGAUCCCCAUGUUGCCGGAGAUAUCGUAUACUAAGAUCGACAUCACCUUCCUGGAGACCUUUGAUGUUACCUUUGGAACUGAGGGGGAUACGGUCACCCUGGUCUGUAAGAUGGCCAUCAGCCCUUACCUGGUCAACCUCCAGCCAGAUGCCCUGUGGUUCAGAGAUGAAUACCUGCUGAAGGAAUCCAAGUGGGCCAAGAUUGAGGCAGGUGGUGGGGUUGUUACGUUGACUCUGCCUCAGCUGUACAAGGACGAUGAGGGCCUUUACACCCUCCGGAUGGUUACUAAAGGGGGCACUGCUGAGCACAGCGCUUACAUCUUCGUAACAGAUGGAUCUCCCCCUGUCCCCAAGGCUCCGGGCGCCCCCAUGGACAUAAAGAUCCAUGAUGCCAACAGGGAUUAUGUCAUUGUGUCCUGGAAACCCCCCAAUACCACCACCGAGGGCCCCAUCAUUGGAUACUUUGUUGACAAAUGUGAAGUUGGGACUGAGAACUGGAUUCAGUGCAACGACUCCCCCAUUAAGAUUUGUAAAUACCCCGUGGCAGGUCUGUUCGAGGGCCACUCCUACUCUUUCCGCGUUAGGGCAGUGAACAGCCACGGGAUCAGCCGGCCGUCCAGGAUGUCCGACCCCAUCGCUGCCGUGGACCCCACUGAAUUCGAAAGGCUCCAGGCCAUGAAACUUGGAGGAAAACUGGAUGUUGUGAAAUAUCAGGAUGAGGUGGAAGGUAUGGUAGCAUUGGAGGGAAGUCCCCCGGGAGCCCCUGCCAACGUCUACGCCUCGGAGACGGACCGAACAUAUGUGGUGCUCAGCUGGGAGCCUCCUGCGUAUCGAGGACGCGCUCCGAUGUGGUACUACAUCGAGAAGUCUCUGGCCGACAGCGGGUCCUGGCAGAGGGUCAACACCCAGGUGCCUGUGAGGUCACCGCGCUACGCCGUUUUCGACCUGGCGGAGGGGAAGAAGUACAAGUUCCGCGUUUUAUCAGCGAACAUGUAUGGCACGAGCGAGAGCUCCCCCCCUUCUGCAGCCAUCCAGACCCAGGUGCUGAAGGGGGUUCCCUCUGCCCCAGGUCAGGUGAUCGCCACUAGAAACACAAAAACAUCCAUGCUUGUCCAGUGGGAUCCACCCAAACAGCCCAACAACCUGAUUGGUUAUUAUAUUGAUUGCUCUGUGAAGGGAUCCAAAGAAUGGAUCUCCUGCAACCACAAGCCACAGAAACACACCAGGUUUGUGGUUCAUGGAUUGACCACAGGAGAGACCUACAUGUUCCGUGUCCAGGCGAUCAAUGAGCUGGGCCUGAGCGAUGAGUCCCAGGAGUCUGCCCCCCUCUCCGUCCAGGCUGCUCUGAAGGUGCCCUCUUCUCCCUACGAUGUGGCCCUGCUGCACUGCGACGGCAGCUCCAUGGUCAUAAACUGGAAGCCCCCCAAGCACUCCGGUGGGGCCAAGGUCACAGACUACUAUGUGGAUAAGAGGGAGGUGUCCCAUCACCUGUGGAGGGAGACCAACAUUCCUCCCCUUAAAGAGAGAAUCUUCAAGGUGGAGAAUCUGAAGAAUGGUGCAGUCUAUGAGUUUCAGGUUUACGCUGCGAGCCUUGCUGGAGUGGGGAUCCCCUCCGAGGCUAGCGCUCCUUUCCUCUGCCACGCCUGGACAAUGGCGGAACCAGGACCACCUUAUGAUCUGACCUUCUGCGAGAUCAGGAAUGACUCUGUGGUGCUGGAAUGGAAGACUCCGGUAUAUGCAGGCACCAGUGAGGUCAGCGGCUACUCUGUAGAAAUGUCCAAGAAGGGCUCGGACACUUGGACCGCCAUAAACGAGACAGUCGCCAGCCACCGCUUCCUGAAGGUGACGGGCCUAGAAGAAAGUGAAUCCUAUGUCUUUAGGGUACAUGCCCAGAAUGCUGGAGGCGUGGGACCAUCCUCCAUGGCCUCAGAUCCAGUGUGUGCCAAGGCCCUGGAAGGUAUCCAGGAGGUACAGUGUGGGGUCGAUGCAGAGACGGGUGACUUGUUCCUGUCCUUUGAAAGCUGCGAGAUGUCUGACAUUUCAUCCUUCGUCUGGAAAAAAUCCUAUGAAGAAAUCACCGAUUUCUCUAAAGGCAUCGCCAUCAAAACCGAAGGGAACCGCUCCAAGCUUAUUUUCAAGAACCCCGAUAAAGACGAUGCCGGAACCUUCUCGGUCGCUGUCAGCCACACCAACAAUGUCUCCUCCAGCUAUGUAAUAUCACCUGAAGAGAUGGAGAAUCUGCUGGCUCAGAGUUAUGACAUAAGACACCCAAUCAUUCCUCUGAAGAGCGAGCUGGCCUAUAAGAUCCUGGAGAGAGGCCGCAUGCGUUUCUGGCUGCAGGCAGAGCACAUAAGCCCUGCCGUCACAUACCAAUUCUUCAAGAAUGACAAACAGUUUGUUAAGAGCGAGGAACACAAGAUGAGUCACGAUGUGGCCACAGGCAUCAUUGAGAUGGUCCAGGACCAUUUCACUGAGGAAAGUGAGGGAACCUACACGGUCCAGAUUCAGGACGGGAAGGGCAAGAACCAGUCCACUUUGGUCCUGAUUGGAGCCGCUUUCAAGGCAGCGCUUGCUGAGGCUGACUUCCAGAGACGGGAGUACAUCAGAGUGAAAGAAGGCCCCCACUUCUCACAGUUUCUGUCUGUCCACGUGGGCGAUGAUUGCUCCGUCUCGGUUGUCUGCAAGGUGGCUAACCUCAAAAAGGAGUCUGCGUUCCACUGGUUCAAGGGAGCUGAUGAGAUCGAAGCAGCGGCUGAUUUAGCAUCUGGAGUUUGCAAACUCCCCCUUCCCCUGUUCUCCAAGAAAGACCAGGGUGUGUACAGAGCUACAAUCAGUGAUGACCGGGGAAAGGACGAGUCUCAGAUCGACAUUUCUGGCAAAGUUUUUGACAAUAUCAUCAUUGAACUCACCCAUCUCGCUGGAUCUUCGGCCGGAGAUUUGGUGAUCCAGUGCACUGCAGAAGGCAUUCGUCUGCAGUGCCUAAUGAAAUAUUACACAGAAGAGAUGAACAUCAGAUGGACACUCAAGGACAAGAAACUCUCAGCAUCGGAGCAUCUGAGGAUCGGAGGAACCCCAGAAAUGGCCUCCCUCGAGAUAGUGGAGCCUACCGAUAAGGACAAGGGCGUUUACACCAUCGAGAUCGUCAAUGUGGAGAAGUCAUUCUUCCACUCUGUCGACCUCUCAGGACAAGCUUACGAUGACGCCUAUGUGGAGUUCCAGAGACUCAAGGCCGAGGCCUACGCUGAGAAGAACCGUGGGAAAAUGGUCGGCGGCCUGCCCGAUGUUGUUACUAUCAUGGAGCACAAGACCCUUAGCCUCACAUGCACAGUGUGUGGAGACCCCAAACCCCAGGUCUGCUGGUUCAGGAACGACCAGGAGGUGGACCCCGAUGACCACUACGUCAUUUCCAUGGACUCGAGCAAGUUCGCCAGCUUGACCAUUAAAGGGGUCACCAUGGAGGACUCGGGCAAGUACACCGUGAGCGUGGUGAACAAGUACGGAGGUGAGGCGGUGGACGUCACCCUGACAACCUACAAACACGGCGACAAGAUCCCCGAGGUGAAGCCUGUGCCCGCCCCCAAGCGCAUCACGCCCCCCAAGCUGCCAAUCAUCAUACCGACCGCAGCCCCCAAGUCCCCACCCCCUUCAACCAAAUCCCCCAGCCCUGCUCCACCUAAAUCCACUGCCCGUGGCAUAAAGUCCCCCACCCUGGGCAGAAAGAAGUAAAUCACCCAACACAAUUAGUAUAAGAAAUGCUGGAAAAAAAAAAACAAAAAAAACAGCCAUAUUAAAAUGAUCAAUUUCUAGUGUGUGUCUUUAAAUAAAUGAUCAGAAAAAGGUAGAUGACUGGAGAUCAUUUCUCACUAAGGAAGCAACUGUGUCCCCCUGUCUUCCCUCAAGCAUUGGUGGAGGCAUCAGAGUGAAUAAUUGUGAAAUAAAGGAGCAGGUUAUUGUUGGUGUGUUAGCGCAUUGGAAGGUCUGCGUUUGCGACUGACGGCAGCUGAACGUGUAGUGGAGGGGGAGGUGGGAGGGGGGGGGGGGGCUCACCCCUGAGGUGCUUUGGUGAAAAAUGACCAGUAUUUCAUGUUUAGUUUUAAAAGCAGGAGUUUUCACUUGGCCUGUGGAGUUUUCCCGGGAUGUAUGUAUGUGUGUGUACUGUAUGUGGCUGUGCUUGCAUGUGUGUGUGUGUGUGUGUGUGUGUGUGUGUGUGUGUGUGUAUGUGUGUGUGUUUCCCCCAGCAGUAGGCCCAGCAUCACUGUCAUCACUCCAAAUAAAUCAAUCAACUCCCAGGCCGAGUCAUGUUUACUCCUGCUUUGACCGAAUAAAAACAUAAAGAUU